Messenger RNA from Entamoeba invadens IP1, 2637 nucleotides. RefSeq names its product F-box and WD domain protein, putative. The record is from RefSeq and is a predicted model, not a curated record. NCBI's taxonomy places the organism in Eukaryota, Evosea, Mastigamoebida, Endamoebidae. The coding region runs from base 1 to 2637 and encodes 878 amino acids. The transcript has 2 exons. Gene Ontology annotation, molecular function: protein binding.
AUGAAUGGAUAUACCACUAAUGAAGUAAUCGGGGUGUUGGAGAAUAUACUAAAUACCCCAUAUGAUUCGAGGUACUGGCAAGAUACGUGGAGUGUAAAGGUCCAAGGAGAUGAACAUACGAUAAGUAUUGAUAACAGUUAUAGCUAUCAAGACUUGAAAGAUAAACUUUUUGUGGUCAAGUCGACUGGGAUCGUUGAGAUGGACAUGGAGUUACUAAAACAACUCAUUGCAACGCCAUUUUAUUACCGGUACAACCCUUUCAUACAGAAAUUCAAUGUGUUGCGAAGUGAUAAAUUUGAAUCGCUCUUAGAAAUCGAGAUGAACAUCUUUACUGCAAACAAGGUUGCAUUCUGUGUGCACAGAAAAGAGAUUCACCGCGGUAAUAAACACUUUAACAUCAUGAUGAGUGUUAUGGACGAGCACUCGAGUAUCGUCCCAUUCAGAGAUUCUCAUUAUCUCUUCAGUAGUUAUAUAUUUGAGCAACUGUCAUCCACACACGUCCGAGCAACUUAUAUUGCUAAAAUAGCGCCAGUCCCUUUUUGUCAUGAAACUGACGAACGACUUGGCUUAAGAAGACACAUCACGAUGAUUAAUAGAUUCUUCAAAACCCUCACCGACUUGCCUACCAAUUUGAGUGACAUCCCGCCAUAUGUUGUUGUUGAACGAAAUGGCUUUGAGAAGGUGUUAAACCCAUACAUCACACACGACAAUGUUAUACUGAAAGAAGACAAUUACACGGUGUGUGAGGUGUCCAGGUUCAAAAAUGACUUCAACUUUGUGUGUUGUGGGAAGUUCAAGAAGAGAGUCAAGUUGAGUCUUACGAUGGACACUGUCGUUGACUUGGUCUUCCAAGACAGAUGUAAAGUACUUGAGUCGAAAAACAACUGUUUGUUACUUCAAAAAGGUGCAAGUACACAAUAUGAUGCGAAUCCAGACCAUAUCUUGUUCUCUUCUUUUAACUACUCCAAUGAACUGGCUCUGUUCCACUUCCACUCGAAAAGGUACUGCGUCGACGAAAAGAAGAGUUCUAAAGUGUUUUUCUUUAACGACGUCUACCUCAUGUUUAUGAGAGACGUCGAUGGCAUGUGGGAGGUCCAAUUCUCGUUUGACGCGACUGAAAAGACGGGAGUACUCUCUGUUGAUGUCAUUCGGAUAUUCAUGACUAAUUUUGAACACAGACUCGACGACAAAACACAGUCGAUCGACUCAUCUAAUAGUCCAACAGUACACUUUGCUUAUGACCCUUCUUACUAUAUGAACUCCAGCACGUUUGCAGACUUAUAUCGAGCAACUUUUCAGAGGAUUUGCUCCUAUUUGAGUUACACUGAUCUGAAGAAUCUGUCGUGUUCGUCAAAACAAGUCAGAGCUUUGGUGUUGUCAGUGAUGUCGUCCGAAGAGACGCAAAGUCUGAACUCAAACACAAGUCAGUCUUCCGAAGAGAGCGGGCAUAGUGAAACGAAAGCAUCGCCAUUACUCCCAUCCAUCGCUCAGUUAGUGAAAUCAAACACAUUGAGUUCCCCAAAUAGUCCUGGUUUGUCGAACACUAUGUCUUCAUUCUCUCCGACGUUUUCGAGCUUUAAUAAUGGGUUUCAACCCUCUUUCCAACAGAGUGUCAAAGAGUCGAGUGGGAGUGUCCAACUCCCCUCAGUCUUUUCAGAAUUGCCAAGUAAAAGUGUACCUCUUGUGCCACAGAGUAUUCAGAGAUUAUCAACACUAACGGGCUGUUCUUCUUACUCGCUGCAGAGCGAAUGUGAAGUACAGAAUUCGGGAUUUAGGGUUUUGGAAGGACACACUAAUGUCAUUCGGUCAAUUGAUUUCUCACCCGACAACUCAGUGAUGGUGAGCGGGUCAUCUGAUAGAAAGAUACGCACGUGGGAUUUAAAUACUUUUCCGAUAAGUGGAAGAGUGCUGAUAGGGCCGAAUAGUAGUGUUGUGAAUACCGUCUUUAUGUCCCAAGACACUAUCUGUGUUGGGUACAAGUGCGGUACAAUUAAGUACAUCAACAGCGACAACCAGAAGACUAUAGUGUUUGACUCGGCAUCAGGGAGACUCGAGGGUUUCUUCCCACUCAAAGGGAUGGACUUUGUUGCUUGGAACGACAACGUCCAAAUCAUCAAUUACAACAACUUCAAACAAAAAGUGAUCUUCACGUACCCACAACACUCGAAGAAAGUCACUGUAGUCAAACAGUUCAAACAAAAUGAGUUUAUCUCCGGCAGUGCCGACAGAACAGUCCACAUCUGGGAAACCCAAAGUGAACACUCGAAAAUCUCUGAAAUCAAACCACACAAGAGCGGAGUCGCAGUGAUCGACGUCAUCGACCAAAACAGGUUCUGCACUGUUGGAAGCGAGAAAGUGCUUUCAGUGUGGGACGACCGAAUGCUGAAGAUCCCCGUUGUCUCCAUCGACAAUCGUGUAGAUGUUGUAUGUGUUAAAAAUGGUGUUUUAGCGUGCGGAUGCGAUGAUAAUACAAUCAAGUUCUAUGAAACCAAAGAAAUGAAGGAGAUCACAAGUGUUCUGUGUAACACGGGAGACACGACGUUCUCUGCACUUAACAUGAAAGGAAAGGUAGUAGUUGGUGGAGGAAGGAAUGGGAACUUAUUUAUCGGGAAGUGUGACUUUUUGUGUGAUAAUUAA